AUGCCAACCUUGCCCAAAACCUCAUCGUCUACUCCUUCCUUCUUCCGCACCUCAUACAAAAAGAAAUCAACAACUUCAAGUUGGAGAUCGUCCAGAUUCGCAUUUGGACGCAAGCUUGAACCAGUGGCGGAGGGCAGUCACGGUUUUGCUCCACCGAGAGCACAUCAUACAGCUACGCUUACUGCUCCUACGAGCACAUCAGACCGGUUGAGUUGUCUACUGGACAGCUUCAGUCGUUUUGCUCGGGACAAAUCCGACAUCUCAACAAUAGGUGAACACAUAUGCAAGAUGGUACUCAUUUUUAUUGGGAAAUCGGGUCGUACUAAAGCCGAGUGUGCGGAAUUUUCUGGUAUCAAGCCCAAGCAAUACGAACUGUUAGCAUACUUUCUCGAGGAGAGCAGGCUGAAAACAAGGUUAAGCUAUAUUGCCGAGGAAAAUAUCUUAAUAGUAGAGAUGCCAUCCGCUGUUCACGAAGCCCCAUUGGUCCCAUUUCACGCCGCAUUUAUAUGCUUCUUCCGGUCUAUUGACUUCAACCGUUUAUUACUAAAUGUUCGUGUUUUAUGCAAUACAGAGACGUCCUCGAACAACCCCAUCAUUCCGGAUUUAAGAGUUUCCAUCCAGGAUAUGACUAGCAUCACAAAGAAAGUCUAUGUCUCCGUUCUCAGGGAGACUGCUCUUUCACAAAAUCGGCGCACAUUAUUGAAGAAGUUCAGAAACACCAUAAAACUAAACCCUGGUUUAUUGAUGGCGAUCAUGGCCGAGGUUGACGAAAUCACCGGGUAUCGUUCGCCAAAGAAGAAGUCGUGUGCGAUGUCUAUGUUGCGGGAGACGUCGCCACGCUCAUCGGACAUUUUCAACAGCGCUACAGGCACACUGCCAGCCCUCGACAACCCGGUUAAGGUUGAGGGCCAUACUUGGUGCUCAAUACGGUCAAUUCGGUUUGAAGUAUGGGUGCAUGGGGUGGAGCCUAUCGACCUUGAUACAACGGACAGGAACUUGGUCGCGUGCGGGACUUUAUAUCCCGUAGAAGAUAUGAUUGCACUACACGCAAUGAUCCAGAAGGGCGUUUGGGCGAUCAGGGAGCAGCUCAUCAGUCUCUCUCAGGGAAUGAACCCUCACGUCGAUGCCAAUGCCAUGCGAGCACCCCCUUUCAUACUCGAUAACGAUGAAAUUGUCACGACAAUUGCGGGGGCUAUGUCCGAAACAGCUCAUCACCGCUACAUGGCAUGGUACAUGGAGCAGCGUGUAGUCGAACUCGCAAAGCGUGAUGCCCAUGCCGCGCAGAUUUACUCAAAGGAGCUUCCGGUCUUUCACAUGGUCCUUUGA
Molecule: messenger RNA, 1326 nt
Organism: Suillus bovinus
Lineage: Eukaryota; Fungi; Basidiomycota; Agaricomycetes; Boletales; Suillaceae
Exons: 5
Coding region: 1-1326 (441 amino acids)
Source: RefSeq, a predicted model, not a curated record